Messenger RNA from Bufo bufo (common toad), 1636 nucleotides. RefSeq names its product phosphatidylinositol-5-phosphate 4-kinase type 2 gamma (gene PIP4K2C). The transcript has 10 exons. Gene Ontology annotation, biological process: phosphatidylinositol metabolic process. Lineage: Eukaryota; Metazoa; Chordata; Amphibia; Anura; Bufonidae. The record is from RefSeq and is a predicted model, not a curated record. Gene Ontology annotation, molecular function: phosphatidylinositol kinase activity. Bases 1 to 1422 code for a protein of 473 amino acids.
AUGAGCCGGCUGGGUGGAGGUGGGGAGCUAUUGCGCAGCCGCGCCCGGAGCCCAGGUGUGUUAGAAGGGGCGGAGAGAGCCAGCGGCCCGGGCGGGCGGGGGAGCACCCGCUUGGGACAGCCGAAGAAAAAGAAGAGAAGGUUCGGGGGUCGUGGUCGCUGGCAACACCGAGAAGCUGCCAUGUCUUCCAGCGGGGCGCCCGCUACUUCUGCCGCUGUCAGCAUUCUGUCCACCUCUACAGCCAAGACUAAGACGAAGAAGAAGCACUUCGUGCAGCAGAAAGUGAAGGUGUUCCGGGCCAGCCACCCGCUCGUCAGUGUCUUCAUGUGGGGAGUCAAUCACUCGGUCAAUGAGCUCAGUCAUGUUCCUGUUCCCGUGAUGCUUUUACCAGAUGAUUUUAAGGCGAACUCCAAAAUUAAGGUCACUAAUCACCUCUUUAACAGGGAGAAUUUACCUAGUCACUUCAAGUUUAAAGAGUACUGUCCACAAGUUUUCCGAAAUCUCCGAGAGCGUUUUGUAAUAGAUGACAUUGACUAUCAGCUCUCUCUGACACGUAGUUCCCCAUACACUGAAAAUGAAGCUCAUGAUGGACGGUUUCUUCUGUCUUAUGACAAGACUUUGGCAGUGAAGGAGAUCUCCAGUGAAGAUGUGGCCAAUAUGCACAGUAUCCUUUCUGACUACCAUCAACAUAUUGUGAAAUGCCAUGGUAGCACACUCUUGCCUCAGUUUUUGGGGAUGUAUCGUUUGAGCGUAGACAAUGAAGAUUUUUACAUGCUAGUAAUGAGAAAUAUGUUCAGCCAUCGCCUCACCGUUCACAGGAAGUAUGAUCUUAAGGGAUCCUUGGUUUCUCGAGAGGCUAGUGAUAAAGAGAAGAUUAAGGAACUUCCAACUUUGAAGGACAUGGAUUUUCGAAACAUGAGCCAGAAGGUGUACAUUGAUGAGGAACAAAAGAAAGCCUUCAUGGAGAAGCUGAAGCGGGAUGUUGAGUUUCUGGUGCAGUUAAGAAUCAUGGAUUAUAGUCUCUUGCUGGGAAUUCAUGAUGUCCUCCGAGCAGAGCAAGAAGAGGAAGAGGAGAUCGAGGAGGAGGAUGCUGAAAAUGAGGGAACAGUUCAUGCAACUGUUGGUUCCUAUGGGACUUCUCCUGAAGGAAUAGCUGGCUUCCUGAACUCCCAAAGACCUCUAGGCCCUGGAGAAUUUGAGCCAAUGAUUGAUGUUUAUGCCAUCAAAAGCUCAGAAUGUGCUCCACAGAAAGAAGUCUAUUUCAUGGGACUCAUUGACAUUUUGACACAGUACGAUGCAAAGAAGAAAGCCGCUCAUGCAGCCAAAACUGUAAAGCAUGGGGCUGGUGCUGAGAUUUCUACUGUGCACCCAGAUCAGUAUGGAAAACGAUUCCUGGAGUUUGUCACCAAAAUAUUUGCGUAAAAUGUCAACCCUCACUUUUUUCCCCAUGGAUUCAUUGGUCUGACUAAAUUGAACAAGAAAACCUCCUCUGAAUGCCGACCUUACUUCAUGUGGUGUCCUGGACUUUAUUACAGCACUUGGAGGCAAAAUAAACCAAACCAUGGGUGCUAGAGUUAGAGCAAUAAAAAAGUUUAUUGACCAUCUAAAGGGGAAAAAUAUCUGUUUCCAGUGGUAC